Molecule: messenger RNA, 4769 nt
Organism: Pantherophis guttatus
Lineage: Eukaryota; Metazoa; Chordata; Lepidosauria; Squamata; Colubridae
Gene: LHFPL4
Product: LHFPL tetraspan subfamily member 4
Biological process (GO): gamma-aminobutyric acid receptor clustering; sensory perception of sound
Cellular component (GO): plasma membrane; postsynaptic membrane; inhibitory synapse
Molecular function (GO): GABA receptor binding
Source: RefSeq, a predicted model, not a curated record
CUUCCCCACCUUCGUUUUCCGAACCGCUCCAAGACUUCCUCCUCCCGGGCCCCGGCGCGCGCGCUCUCGCUCUCUCUGUCUCUCUCUCUCUGUGUGUGUGUGUGUGUGUCUCCCUCUCUCUCGCACGCGGUCGCGAGCCUCCGCCGCGAGCGCGAGCCUCGGCCAGGCGAGCGAAGAGGCAAGCGAGCGAGCGAGCGGACGGGAGAGACCGAGCGAUCCAGAGAUCGAUCCAGCCAAGCCAGCGGGAGCCGAGGCCAGCUGGAGCGGCAGCAGCCAAGAUGGAGUCGCGGCUGAAGCUGCAGGGAGCGAGGCAGCGCCUCUAAAAAAAAAAAAAAAAAAAAAACAGAAAAAAAAAAAAGGGCUCCCGGCCCGCCGCCUUGACCGGCCGGGGCCCCCAUGGCCUGGCCCCUCGCAGGCCCCCCUUGGGUUGUCCCUCGGCCGGUGCCGCGGGGCUCCCGCGACUAAGCCUCCCUUCGCAGCGGGGACGGCCGCCGGUGUGCGCCCGCCUUCUCCCUUUUCAGCGCCGCCGGGGACCCCGGCGCUUCCCGGCACGAUGCUGCCUUCUCAGGAGGCCUCCAAGCUGUACCAUGACAACUACAUGCGGAACUCGCGGGCCAUCGGCGUCCUCUGGGCCAUCUUCACCAUCUGCUUCGCCAUCAUCAACGUGGUGGUCUUCAUCCAGCCUUACUGGAUCGGCGACAGCGUCAGCACGCCCAAGCCGGGUUAUUUCGGCCUCUUCCACUACUGUGUGGGCAACGAAGGCAACAACCGGGAACUCACCUGCCACGGCUCCUUCGCCGACUUCCGCAGCAUCCCCUCCGGCGCCUUCAAGGCCGCCUCCUUCUUCGUGCUGCUCUCCAUGGUGCUGAUCUUGGGCUGCAUCACUUGCUUCGCCCUCUUCUUCUUCUGCAACACGGCCACGGUCUACAAGAUCUGUGCUUGGAUGCAGCUACUGGCAGCUCUCUGCCUGGUGCUGGGCUGCAUGAUAUUCCCAGAUGGCUGGGACUCAGAGACCAUCAGGGACAUGUGCGGGGAGAAGACAGGGAAGUACUCAUUGGGCGACUGCUCCGUGCGCUGGGCUUAUAUCUUAGCCAUCAUUGGCAUCUUGAAUGCCCUUAUCCUCUCCUUCCUGGCCUUCGUCCUCGGCAACCGGCAGAACGACCUGCUUCACGAAGAGCUCAAAACAGAGAACAAAGAUUUUGUUGGCACUGCGAGGAUAUAAUGUAGAAGAGGCAGGAAGCCCCUUUUCACUGGUACCUGGACUGGACUCUCAUCCUUCCCACCUCAUCUCCCUCAUGGCCUUUCUUUUGCGGCUGCCAACCAGGGGGGAAACCCCGUCCCACUCCACGGUCUCCGAAUUCGCCGACCUCACCUGCGUGCCGUUUCCAGAGACAUAUGGUCAUCCCUCAUGAACCGCCAGCUUUGACUCGUAUUCCCUUCUGCUGAUUGGCUUCCCCAACUUGCCUUUCCUGCUUCCGAGGGGAGGGAAACGUACACAUUCCAACUGUUAUGCUCAAAAAAAAGGAAUGACACCACCGGGAUUUUUAAUACUUCCUUUUCAAGAUUUCCUCCUUUCUGGGAGAAGCAUCCAGCGGGGUCCUCGAGGCCGCCCUCCUUCUCAUGAUGCAAGAGCUGGUGCCAAGACGAUGCUGCUGCUGUUGCUGCUGCUGCUGCUGUUGUCACAAACUACCAGGGCACUUCUUUGCCGCAUCGGUUCCCGUUUUUAACUUUCUGGCCCCUUUGCUCAUCCCUGCAGCCGUUCAGUACCAUGCCGUGCUCAAGGCUGGCCCGUUUGAUACUUUUAGGUGUAAAAUGAAAUUGUCUCUGAACAGGGUAAGGUGAGCCCAGAUCCCCUUCUCUCGAGGGGAUUCCAGCCACCAGAACUUUGAGUUUUCCAAUCCAUUCUGCCCAGGUAAUGCAGCCGCACCUUUAUGUCUACAAGACGGGGGGUGGGGAGGAAUAGGGAGAGGUCCAACCUGCUGGUAUUUCUCUGCUCACUACUAUGGGGCUCUCUCCAAUCUCAGCCUGCAAGAUGAGUCCUUGAAUGUAAUUCUUGGCUAGAACCUCCCCUCCAUCCCCAUGCCGGGCAUAAGAAAGGAGCCAAAGAUUGGGCUAAGGUGAGGGAUGUCACCUGUUGGCAUCUGGCUGGCUAUGAUGGCAGCUCAGGUGUGAGGCUCGUGCCAAAUGCUGCUUCUCUCAAACCCGUGGUGCUUCAUCCUUCUUGAGUAAAAGCAACAUGGGGGGGGCUGGGCAAUCGUGAGUGAAGGGAGGAAAUGGGCCAUGCUGUGAUGCCAGCUAUGCCUCUUGGGUGGGCUGAGCAUUCAGAGAGACAAAAGCGAGCUAAGAAACUGAUUCCCCUACCCCAAAAAUCCAGCCGCCGCCACCCUUUCACAGUCCCAACAGUAUCAUUGAAGAACUAAGACAGAAGUAUACUGUCCUAAAUGUUUCGACAGUUGUGCCUCUCUCCAGGCAUCAGGGUAGCAGCUAAUCCCUCACGAUUUGGGCUGAAUUCUGAGAGGCUUCCUCAGAAGUAGCCAUUUUGUCCCAGAUUAGUGGGCCUAAUUUGUUUCCCAUACGAAUUAGGUCUCAAGCCACUUAUCAGAGAGAUUUCCAGGCUAGGAAUAUGAUCCAAGUUGGAGACAUAGAGACACAUGCAAUUUUUGCCUAGGAAACCCCUUUCCUCACGCUUCCCGUCAGCAUAUAGCGUAUUGAUACUCUAAAGAUACUAUGACCAUGAAACAAGCAAUAGUAAUCUUGAAAAUGGUUCCAAAAACAGCUUUUUUUUUUUUCCACAGCCAAGACCACCAAGGGCCUAAAGAGUGCCAAAAAGCAGGUACUUAGAAUCACGGGGCUGGAAGGGAUCUCCGAGGUCUUCUAGUCCAACCCUCUGUUCAAGGCAGGAGACUUUAUACCAUCCUAGUCAAAUGGUUGUCCAGAAGGCAGAGAGGAGAGAGGGAGAAGAAAAGAAGUGUGGAUCACAAAACAACAACAACAACAAAAGCAGAUGGGAAUGUAGAGAUGAGCUAAGAAUUUAUGGUGUCUGGGGCACAAUACCCCAAUAGCAUCCCCAAUGACUAUCAAAGUGUCAGUCAUAUAGCUGAGCAUUCGCUCUCUGCUGUUUUGGUGGGAUGCCCAGUCCUGUUACUGGCCAAACUGACCCUGAGCCAGUGGUAUGAUGGUCCCAGGUGAGAAGCUUGCUUAGAACUUGGUUGUACUAGAGUCAAAUACCAAAGGAACCCAUGAGAUGGGGGGGGGGGCAGUGUGCGGAACGUGUGUGUGUGUGUGUAUCGUUACAGAUUUUGAAGACACAAAAAGAAGCCACAGCAGAUCUCCGCUCACCCGUCCCACUAUUAAUAGCAUGAUUAGAUGGAUAUUUGAAUCAAAAUGGUGGCACCUAAAGGGGGUUGAUCUUGAUGAGUUCUCUCCCAAGCUGCUACUUUUUUCCUUCCAGAAAGAAAAGUUCCCUUUCAUGAGGUAAAUAACUUCAGGAAAAUGGUUUUCAUCAGGGAAAAGACACUGGAUAAAAAGUUAUCUCCCUGCCUCUCUGCCCAGCAUUAUGUUUGUGACAGGAUUCACACAAAACAUUGCUUUUAAUGGUUAAGAACAGCAAUUAACAGCAUGCCUAGCUUUACCCUGCGGGUAAAAAGAUAAAAUGUGAAAAAACCAUAACCAAUGGAGGAGAUCUACAGCCACGAUUGUAGCAUGGUCAUAUUAUUGUUUCUGCCAAAGCAUAACACGGUGAGGUUACCGAGAAGCUGCCCCGUUAAUGGGAGUGCCGCUACUUGAUAACCUACCAUCAAGUAUUAUGAUGUUAACUCGAAUGUUCCAAGGGAAUUUGAGCUCCUGAAAAGGAAAGGAAAAAAAAAAGUAUUUUUAUGGAGUUUACCUUCCUCUCCAAAUCCCCAGCCAAAUUCCGAGAUGAGAGGAAAGACAAGCAAGGAAAGCCAAAACGUGGGAAGCUGAUUCAAAAGUCAUUCAUUCAAAGUUUACUGGUCAAAGGCCGGGAAAUGCAAUGAAGUCAUAUCUUUAAGAGUCGAAGCCCAUAGCAACAUUCAAGCUGGAUUAAUUGGUGGACUUACACACACACAUACAUACACACACACACACAGAGUUGUGCCAGUUUACCAUAUCUCUAAGUGUAAUGUAGUACACAUUGCCAUUCGACCCAGCCGUUGCCACAAAAACAUCAAAUCCAUGACCUCAAAUUAUUUAGCUGCACUGGCCUCAGUUCUCCUUGACACAAGAGAAUCAUUGCCAAGAGGAAAAGGAAAAAAACAAACAAACAUUUAAAUAAACCAGAUUAAAGGCUUUUCUCCCUUGCGGGCCCAGACACGCAUAUUCUGUUCUAUUCACAGAUCUCAGCUCCCACUUUCUUAUUAUUUAUUCUAGGAAAAGAAAUAUAAAUACCUUAGUAAAGGGUUUUAGCGGUUGGGAACAAGGAGGCAGCUUUAGUCCACAAGCUGCAAGGCUAUUUAGCAUUGUGUGAACCAUCAGAAAAAGAUUACCCUGCACUGGUGGAGCAGGAGGAUUGGGGGGUGGAUGGAGGGAGAAGGGGCAAAGACAGGGUGCACACGAAUUCAUGUUCUACCGCAUUUGCCGGAGAAAUGGUAUUGCUGUUAAUGGAAAUGGGUAGAUGGGUGGAGAAAGGAAAUACAGUAGCUGUAAUAUAUAUCUGUAUUUUAGUACCAAAAAAAAAAAAAAAGAGUUUGAUACAGUGUUUCACAAAACUUUAACCGGAAAACAUAAAAUUCAAGUUGGAUUGAAUCGGA